AAUAAAGGAAUAUUGGGAAACUUGUAUGUUACUUCUUUGAAGUGAUUAGAGUCGUUAAAUACUUCUUUAAUCAGCCAAAAGUCUCUUAAUGAUGUAAUAUAAUUUCUCUGUGUUCCUUCCCAUGGUUGGCUGGCCAAGUCUUCUAGAUAUAUCUACUUGUUAAUUUUACUCUAGUCAAUUGAAUAUGAAAAUGGAGAGAAACAGAGGUCACUACGCUGCAUCCAUUUGCCAAAUACUUUACAUUGAUAACAAUGGAGGAUUCUCUCAUGUCCCUCUAGAAAUUGCUAUCUCCCAAACGAAAUAGCUCUCUAUCUCUCCGUCUCACUAUGCAUCUCUGUAUUUCUGCAUCUUCAUCAGCCCUGGUUUUUAUCAUCUUUAUCCUUUUAUCUGUCCAAGUUCCAACAUUUUUAUGUGCAGGCAAUGAUACAUAUGAGGUAUGCAGCAAGCCACUCCGGUGUGGAACCUUCCAAAAUGUUACAUAUCCUUUCUGGGGAGUUGAUCGGCCAGACUACUGUGGGCAUCCUGGGCUGGAGUUAACUUGCCAGGGAGAUGAACUUCUGAUGACAAUCAUGUCAUUAAGUUACAAAGUUAUUGAGAUCAACACGGAUAUACAGGCUUUCACUGUGGCUAGAAGUGAUUAUCUGACAACGCUUUGUCCCCAGCACCUUGCCAACACCACCUUGGACUUCAACCUGUUGAGUUAUGCUUGGAAUCUUGAGAACGUAACAUUAUACUAUGAUUGUCCUAGGAUUGCCAACCAGUCUUCAGGGUUUCCAAGUCAAUUUAACUGCACCAGCAAUGGAACUGAUAUGCAAAAUUACUAUGUCAUAGCAUCAGCUUUUGGCAACCUUUCAGCUGUAGCAAAGGGUGGCUUGGGGUCUUGUCGGAGCAAUGUCAUUGUUCCAGCCUUUUAUACAGCAGUUCAGACUAUAGUGAGCAAUCCAACUUCAGAUACUCUCGUUCUACCACUUCGUAAUGGCUUUGGGCUGAAAUGGGAUGCAAAUAUUGCUUCCAAGUGUACGGCAUGCAGUGCUUCCGGUGGGAUGUGUGGUUAUAACAAGACUCUGAGUGAAUUCACUUGUUACUGCUCAGAUCAUACAGAUCCAUCAGCUUGUCGUCCAUCAGGGUCAUCUAACGGUACCAGUUUGAGGAUUAAACUAAUCAUUGGCUUGGGUGUGGCAGGGGCUGCUAUUGUGGUAGUUUUUGUUAUGGUGUUUACCUUGAGGCAUAGGAGAUCAUCAUUUUUAAUCUCAAGUGGAAUACUGAUGAAUUUCCAGCAAAGUAAAAAGAACAGUGAAAGGAUUGAGGCAUUCAUAAUGAAGUAUGGUUCUGAUCUUGCUCCCAAACGAUAUUCUUUUUCAGACAUCAGGAAAAUAACCAAGUCCUUCAAAGAUAGGCUUGGAGAAGGGGGAUUUGGCACAGUCUUCAAAGGUAAAUUACCCGAUGGUCGUCUUGUUGCAGUGAAAGUCCUUAGUGAAUCAAAGGGGGAUGGAGAGGAAUUUAUCAAUGAAGUGGCUAGUAUUAGUAGAACCUCUCAUGUCAAUGUAGUGACUUUUCUUGGUUUCUGUUAUGAGGGCUCAGUGAGAGCUCUAAUCUAUGAAUUCAUGCCCAAUGGAUCAUUGGAUAAGUUCAUCUGUUGUGAAGGAUCUCCCGACAAAAGUCAUCUACUAAAGCAUAAAACGUUGUUUGAAAUUGCAAUUGGCAUUGCUAGAGGACUGGAAUAUUUACAUGGAGGUUGUAACACAAGGAUUUUGCACUUGGACAUAAAACCUCAUAAUAUCCUCCUAGAUGAGAGUUUCUGUCCCAAGAUUUCAGAUUUUGGUCUUGCUAAAUUAUGUGAGAGGAAGGAGAGCAUUCUUUCUAUGAUAAGUGCUAGAGGAACAAUCGGAUAUAUUGCUCCGGAACUGUUUUGUCGAAACUUUGGAGGAGUCUCUUACAAGUCCGAUGUUUAUAGCUAUGGGAUGAUGGUCCUGGAAAUGGUUGGAGCAAAGGAAAAUGUUCAUAACGGACCGUCUGUAACCAGUGAAAUGAAUUUUCCUUUAUGGGUUUAUGAGCAUCUCCAACAAGAAGCAUAUUUCAAUCUUCAAGGAAUCACAGUUGAAGAGGAAGAAAUAACCAAGAAGAUGAUCGUAGUGAGCUUGUGGUGCAUUCAAACUAAUCCAUCGGAUCGACCGUCAAUGACAAAGGUGCUAGAGAUGUUACAGGGAAGCCUUCAAUCUCUAGCAAUUCCACCCAGACCUUUCCUGUUUUCUCCUCCAAGAUCGCCCCAAAACUCCUCACAAAUAGCAUUAAUUGCAUCAUCCAUUAGCAUGCCUAGUGAAUUAUAAGGGAUCAUAUAUUUCACCAGUGUCUGAUAGUGUAUUAAAUUACAGAUAUUUUAUGUGUGUCUGAUUGAUAAUUUUCAACCUGUCACAACUAGUAGUGAACUUCUUCUACCAUAUUCUAUAGAAAGUGCAUGGGUAGUUAAUGUAUCAUACUGUUGUUAGAGAGCUUCAUUUGCAGUUACAAUUUAUGUUGUCUUUAUUACUUCACUGUAAGUGCUACUGCAUACUGACAGAAGAUAGUUAAGACAGUGCCUCAAUGGUAGGCAUCCUUUACUGUCAAA
Molecule: messenger RNA, 2605 nt
Organism: Theobroma umbraticum
Lineage: Eukaryota; Viridiplantae; Streptophyta; Magnoliopsida; Malvales; Malvaceae
Product: LEAF RUST 10 DISEASE-RESISTANCE LOCUS RECEPTOR-LIKE PROTEIN KINASE-like 2.1
Biological process (GO): protein phosphorylation
Molecular function (GO): protein kinase activity; polysaccharide binding; ATP binding
Source: RefSeq, a predicted model, not a curated record